UGUUUCUUUCUGCUUGUUUAUGCGCGGGAUACAUGGCGGGACCGGGAGUAGAGAUCGGCGAUGUUGUGGCGGGAAAGUGUUGGAAUGGGUCGUGACAGUGAUUAAACUGGAAAUGUAGCAUUUCCAACAGCGAACUGCCCUGUUGUGGCCACCUGCUUCCUAAUGGUGCACAUUACGUCUACGGAAAGAAAAUCGAGCCUACCAUGCCGGCUACACAAGAUAACGGAAACGAUCGCGUGAGAUCGCUGCGGCCUAGAAAGCCAAGAGAUGUUGCUUCAUCCGACGAUUGCAAGGGCAGUCAGAAUGGCGAAGUAUCCGAAGGACCCAGUGUUCACCGGCCGGCUCGCCAACGAGGCGCGAAGUUGUCAAUGUCGUCGUCAAAACCAGCCGGAAAAAGUGAAGGCGCGAAACAAGGGGACACCUUCGUGAAAGUGCAAAAAGAGUGCCGUUUGGGAAGCCAAGCUUGGACGGACAAGUACAAACCUUCGAAAUCGUGCGCCUUCGUCGGCAACGACGCGACGAUUGCCGAACUGCGGUCAUGGCUGUUGCAAUGGAAAAACAAGCCUUCAAAUGCAGAGCGAUCCAACUCGCGACAUUCGUUGAGUGAUUCCGAAGAUUCUACAGAGGGACUGAGUAAUUGCUACUUGCUUGUGGGUCCUCCUGGUGUUGGAAAAACAAGUUCUGUUUACUACCUUGCGGAAGAACUAGGCUUCAAGGUGCUCGAAGUUCAUGCGUCAAGCGAGAGACCGGGCAAGAAAAUCCUGACCGAAUUGCACGAAGCUACGCAGUCCCAUCAUGUGGAGGGUAGCAGACUGUUGUUUCCAGCUGUUGCAGCACCAAGCACCACCGCUAGCACGGACAAAGCGAAGGUUCAAAAGAAGGCGAAAAGCACCGGCCCUCUGCAGCAGAUGUUUGAGCGAGCUGCUGCAAAAAGCCAAGAAAAGCCAGCGAAGAUGGUUGGUGAGAGCACUGCUAAGAAGUCUGGCAAGGGACCUUUGGAUAGCUACUUUUCUGCAAACAAUGGUGCAAAGCAGACACCGAAGUUGUCUGCUUCAUCGAGCACUUCCAAACCCACGACUAAAACAAGUCCUAAAGGGACAUUACUUGAAUACUUUGCAACACCACCGUUAAAGAAAGGCAUGGACUUGAUUGCAGCAAAAGAGACCAAGACCUCUGGCAAGCAACAGCGUUGCUCCCACGGUAGCAAAGGUUCAUUGAAGAAGGUGCCUUCAUCUGGUGCUUCUGAUGGUGACAAUGAUGAGCUUGUUAGUGUGGUUUCAAAAAUGAAACAUGGAAAGGCUUUGGAACCAAAGUAACAAAAGG
Molecule: messenger RNA, 1323 nt
Organism: Dermacentor silvarum
Lineage: Eukaryota; Metazoa; Arthropoda; Arachnida; Ixodida; Ixodidae
Product: ATPase family AAA domain-containing protein 5
Exons: 2
Coding region: 204-1316 (370 amino acids)
Cellular component (GO): nucleus
Molecular function (GO): ATP binding; DNA clamp unloader activity; DNA binding
Source: RefSeq, a predicted model, not a curated record